Messenger RNA from Brassica oleracea var. oleracea, 1187 nucleotides. RefSeq names its product glutathione S-transferase F13. Gene Ontology annotation, cellular component: cytoplasm. The record is from RefSeq and is a predicted model, not a curated record. The coding region runs from base 439 to 1098 and encodes 219 amino acids. Gene Ontology annotation, molecular function: glutathione transferase activity; glutathione binding. The transcript is spliced from 3 exons. Lineage: Eukaryota; Viridiplantae; Streptophyta; Magnoliopsida; Brassicales; Brassicaceae.
AUAUUCCGGUCAAAGGACGAGAGACCACGUGAGCUAGCAGCUGAGUGCCAUGUGAACGCUCACGGAUCCUCAUGCACAUACGCUCACGGAUCCUCAUGCGCAUAGUAACGAUGGGAGGUAAAAAAAAUAUCUUAGACCGAGUUUCGAGGCACGAGGAAAAGGAAUCCUAUUUCAAACUGGCAAAUUUCAACGACCAGUCUCUGAAAGAACUGCAAAGAUUCGACUGCUUGCGUAACCUAAUUGUUAGAUUUCAUAUUUCUAUAUAGUUGUUGAAAGUUCAAGAAACAGUAGGACCAUGUUCAUAUUGGCUUGGUUGUACAAGACAAAAAGCAUAUGUUAUAUAUAUAGAAGCAAACAAGAUCACAGUUCUAUCUCGCACUCACACUCACACUCUCUCUCUCUUCCGCGUUACGACGUUAGUGUGUGAUAAAAACAGAAAUGGUGAUGAAGGUAUAUGGAGAUGGGAUGUCAGCGUGCGUGGCACGUGUUCUUCUCUGUCUUCACGAGAAGGAGACUGAGUUUGAGCUUGUCCCGGUCGAUCUCUUUGCUUGCCACCACAAGCUCCCUUCUUUCCUCUCCAUGAACCCCUUUGGCCAAGUUCCAGUUCUACAAGACGAAGAUCUUACCCUUUUUGAGUCGAGGGCAAUCACGGCAUAUAUAGCAGAGAAACACAAAGACAAAGGAACGGAUCUGACGAGACAUGCAGACGCUAAAGAAGCAGCCAUUGUGAAGCUGUGGUCGGAAGUGGAGUCCCACCACUUCAAUCCCGCGAUCUCCGCCGUUAUCCACCAUCUUAUAGUUGUGCCGCUUCAAGGCAAGACUCCUGAUGCAGCCAUCGUGGAGGAGAAUCUGGAGAAGUUAGGGAAAGUGCUCGAUGUGUACGAAGAGAAGCUCGGGAAGACAAAAUACUUGGCCGGAGAUUCUUACACACUCGCGGAUCUCCACCACGUUCCUUACACUUACUACUUCAUGAAGACGGGUCAUGCUGGUUUGGUCAACGACCGUCCUAAUGUCAAGGCGUGGUGGGAAGACCUUUGUUCUCGUCCGGCUUUCCUUAAAGUCUCUCCUGGCUUGACCGUUGCUCCGGCAACGAACUGAUCCAAAGAUUCUCUAAAUCUUGUCUUUAUGUUUCUCUGAUAAGGCGUUUCAUUUGGGUUGUUGUUUUUCUUUUGCAUUUACUAUUUGUC